Molecule: messenger RNA, 1263 nt
Organism: Rasamsonia emersonii CBS 393.64
Lineage: Eukaryota; Fungi; Ascomycota; Eurotiomycetes; Eurotiales; Trichocomaceae
Exons: 3
Coding region: 1-1263 (420 amino acids)
Molecular function (GO): chloride channel activity
Source: RefSeq, a predicted model, not a curated record
AUGCGGUUCAUCAGCGAACCCACAACCCCAACUGCCAGCACUCCAAGACCGGGACUGGACGACGGCAGACAUCACCACCGGACCGGCACGCAUCCUUCGCUGCUGACGAGUCGGAGGAAGCCUCGACGAUGGCCCCUGGUCUUUCGCUUCAUCAAGGGUGCCGUGCACGGCGCCAUCAUCGUGCCCGUCAUCUGGCAUGCGAUUUUCACUGCGUUUGUGGUCUGGCUGGACAAGUAUGUGUUUGAGAGUGUUGGGUUGCCUUCGACGAUAAUACCCUCCCUCUCCAUCGUCGUCGGUCUGAUGCUCGUCUUCCGGAACCAGACCUCGUACAACCGCUUCUGGGACGGGCGCAACGGCAUCCAGACAAUCAACACGUGCAUCCGCAAUCUCGUCCGCACGAUUCUGACCAACAGCUACACGACGGCGCGGCCGUUGACGGCGGACGAGAAGCAAGACGUCGAGCGCACCGUCAAGUUCCUGAUGGCGCUGCCCUACGCCGUCAAGAACCACCUGCGCGCCGAAUGGGGCGCCGCCUGGGCGUUGGGGUCCGCCGGCCACGAGAUCGGCGAGGACGGCGCCUCUGUCUUCAACCCCGUCUAUGCCAGCUUGCUGCCCGUCGGUCUCCAGGGCCAUGAGGACGACGGCCUGGCGCUGCCUUUCCAGCUGACUUUCUUCGUCGACAGCUUCAUCAAGCGCGGCGUCGAGCGCGGCUGGUUCCACGCUCCGGGCGCCAGCCAGAUGCAGGCGCAGCUGAACACGCUGACGGACGCCUUUGGCAAGAUGGAGACUAUCAAACUGACUCCGAUUCCGGUGGCUCAUUUAAUCCACCAAAAACAAGUCCUCGCGCUCUUCGGCUGCGUGCUCCCCUUCGCCAUGGUCGACGAGCUCGGCUGGUGGGCCGUCCCCAUCGUCACGCUCGUCAUCUUCACCCUCUACGGCAUCGAGGGCAUCGGCUCGCAGCUCGAAGACCCCUUUGGCUACGACCGCAACGAUAUCAAGAUGGACGCUAUCUGCCAGGAUGCCAACGUUGAGCUGGACGUUAUCCUUGAGGAGUGGAGGAAGACGACUGCUGCGGCAGAGAUGGCUGUUAAGGCGGAAACGACGCCUAAUGGUGGUAGUAGCGAGGAGCAGCAGCAGCAGGAGCAGCAUGCAGAAAACGGCGGAAGCGUUGUUGUUGCUGCUGCUGCUGCUACUCCUCAGGUCAAAUACAACCCCGGAGAUAUGUUUCUCAGAAUACGGCCUUCACCGAGGGCAGAUAACUGA